Nematocida homosporus is the source of this 519-nucleotide messenger RNA. RefSeq names its product peptidyl-prolyl isomerase F (cyclophilin D). The record is from RefSeq and is a predicted model, not a curated record. The transcript has a single exon. Gene Ontology annotation, molecular function: peptidyl-prolyl cis-trans isomerase activity. The coding region runs from base 1 to 519 and encodes 172 amino acids. Gene Ontology annotation, biological process: protein folding; protein peptidyl-prolyl isomerization. Gene Ontology annotation, cellular component: intracellular membrane-bounded organelle. NCBI's taxonomy places the organism in Eukaryota, Fungi, Microsporidia.
AUGGCAGCUACAAAGUCUUCUCGUCCUAAAGUCUUCUUUGAUAUUACUAUUGGUGGUCAACCGGCCGGUCGAAUUGAAAUGGUUUUAGAUUCAGAUAUUGUCCCUAAAACAGCUGAGAACUUCAGGGCCCUUUGUACUGGUGAGAAAGGGUUUGGAUAUGAAGGGAGUAUCUUCCAUCGGGUUAUCAAAGACUUUAUGAUUCAAGGUGGUGAUUUUACUAAUCGUAAUGGUACUGGAGGUAAAAGUAUCUAUGGGAUGAAAUUUGCUGAUGAGAAUUUCAAACAAAAACAUGAUAGUCCGAUGCUUUUGAGUAUGGCUAAUGCUGGUCCUAAUACUAAUGGAUCUCAAUUCUUUAUUACUACUGUUGUUACUCCUUGGUUAGAUAACAAACACGUUGUUUUUGGCCGGGUAGUUAAGGGUGAGGAAGUAGUACGUAAAAUUGAGUCGGCUAAGACCAGGCCAGGAGAUAGUCCUAUUAAUGAGAUUAUGAUUAAAAAGUGCGGACAACUUGAUGAAUAA